GUCACCCCCUAAAACAGCUCUUCUGCAUCCCCUCCCCUCCCAUCCAAAAGUUUAGGUUGGGGUUGGUUUCUGAUCGUCGGCGUUCAGUUCUGCAGAUUACAUGCGCAUUGGAGGCCUGUUUUAGUCUGUCAUCGAAUUGGUUCCAGACACUACUUAGUUAGCAACAAGCUCAGCAGCAAGAUACAUAAGAACGAACUGAGGUAGCAAGCAGCACGAUCGGGCGAUCGAGAUGCCUCGCAUGUACGCAUUCGGGAGGGCAGAAGAAGCCACUCAUCCGGACUCCGUUAAGGCCACCCUGUCUGAAUUCUUCUCCACUUUGAUCUUCGUCUUUGCAGGAGAGGGAUCCAUCCUCGCUCUUGAUAAGAUUUACAAGGAUACGGGCGUGGGUGCAUCAGGGCAGGUGGUGAUCGCGCUUGCCCACGCACUAUCGCUGUUCGCAGCAGUGGCGUCCAGCAUGAAUGUGUCGGGCGGCCACGUCAACCCUGCAGUGACCUUCGGUGCGCUUGUCGGUGGGAGGGUGUCCCUGCUCCGCGCUGUCUUCUACUGGAUCGCUCAGCUCCUGGGGGCUGUUGUGGCUUCCCUCCUCUUGAGACUCGCUACGAAUGGCAGGCCCGUCGGGUUCUCCCUGGCGGCGGGUGUUGGAGGCUGGAAUGCGCUGUUGAUGGAGGUGAUAAUGACGUUCGGGCUGGUUUACACCGUUUAUGCCACCGCAAUUGAUCCCAAGCGGGGGAGCCUGGGGACAAUUGCGCCGCUGGCCAUCGCUUUCAUCGUCGGCGCCAAUGUGUUGGUUGGGGGGCCUUUUGAAGGGGCGUCUAUGAACCCUGCACGGGCAUUUGGACCGGCGCUGGUGGGGUGGAGGUGGAGGGACCAUUGGAUCUACUGGCUGGGCCCCUUUGUCGGUGCAGCUUUGGCAGCUGUGGUCUAUGAGUUCGGCGUCAUACAGUCGGAGACACCCCAUGCUCACACCGCUCAUCAUCACCAUCAGCCUCUGGCAGCUGAAGAUUACUAGACAAUCCACCUGCCCAACUGCUGCUUCGUCUGCCCUCUGCUGCUUUCGCACUGCUGUCAAUAAGUAGUAAUUAAAUAAAGACUGUUUGCUUGUUUUGCUUGCUUGCUUCCUUCCUUGUGCCAAUCAAAUAAACUCCCUUAUAUAAUGAACAGUGAGCUCUUUGAUUUCUUUC
This is a messenger RNA of Andrographis paniculata, 1181 nucleotides long. RefSeq names its product aquaporin TIP3-1-like. The transcript has 3 exons. Gene Ontology annotation, biological process: transmembrane transport; water transport. NCBI's taxonomy places the organism in Eukaryota, Viridiplantae, Streptophyta, Magnoliopsida, Lamiales, Acanthaceae. The coding region runs from base 230 to 1009 and encodes 259 amino acids. The record is from RefSeq and is a predicted model, not a curated record. Gene Ontology annotation, cellular component: membrane. Gene Ontology annotation, molecular function: water channel activity.